AUGCCGCUUCUCCAGUCCCUCCUCCACGCGACGGCGUUUCGCACCCCGCUUCUGAGGACGUUGGUACCUUCAGUCGCGCUUGCAUAUGGCAUUCAGACCGCCGUAGCCGUACCUUCGAUUGCGGCACAGACGGAACGGUUCUAUGACCUCAGCGGCAGCCUGACGUAUCUCUCCUGCACAGCCCUUUCAUUCUUCAUGCCGUAUCUGCGCGCAAAGAGCACGGGAGCUUUCGCCGGUAGCUUGUCAGAGUACUUGAGUGCGCCUGCGCCGGGCCAGGGCUUGUGGUGGUGGAGACACGCCAUGCUGAGCGCUGCGGUGGGAAUCUGGGCUACGCGAUUGGGGUCUUUCCUCUUUAAACGCAUCACCGAAGACCAAGGUACAGACUCGCGCUUCGACAACAUCCGCACCUCGCCCGCAAAAUUCUACGGCGCCUUCUUCGCCCAAGCAACCUGGGUCUCCCUCUGCACGCUCCCCGUGGUCCUCGUCAACAGUCUCCCCCGCUCUGCCUUCGCCCUCUCUCGCCUCGCCAACGUCACCUCCCACGUCCCCCCGGUCGUAUCAGCAAAGCCGUACCCCGUCGAGCUCCUCGGCCUCGCCGUCUUCGUCUUCGGCCUUACCUUCGAGGUCAUCGCCGACCGCCAAAAGUCUCAGUGGAGCAAAGAGAAGAAAGAAAAGAAGCACUCCGAGGAGUUUCUCACGCGCGGGCUGUGGUCCAAGUCCCGCCAUCCCAACUACUUUGGCGAGAUCACGCUGUGGAGCGGCCUCGCGAUUGCGGCGUCAGGGCUUCUGUUGCGUCAGCCAGCGCAGGCGGGUUUGGGACUGAGCGGCGCGAGCGGGAAGAUGCUGGUUGCGGGCAUGUGCGCUGCAAGCCCGGCGUUUGUGGCGUUUCUCCUGCUCAAGGUGAGCGGGAUUCCGCUGAGCGAGAACAAGUAUGAUAAGAAGUAUGGUGAUAGGAAGGACUACCAGAAGUGGAAGAAGGAGACGCCCAUGCUUAUUCCUAGAUUCUAG
Paraphaeosphaeria sporulosa is the source of this 1008-nucleotide messenger RNA. RefSeq names its product DUF1295-domain-containing protein. NCBI's taxonomy places the organism in Eukaryota, Fungi, Ascomycota, Dothideomycetes, Pleosporales, Didymosphaeriaceae. The transcript is spliced from 2 exons. Gene Ontology annotation, cellular component: membrane. Gene Ontology annotation, biological process: lipid metabolic process. The record is from RefSeq and is a predicted model, not a curated record. Bases 1 to 1008 code for a protein of 335 amino acids. Gene Ontology annotation, molecular function: oxidoreductase activity, acting on the CH-CH group of donors.